GCCACGGCCGUGUCGUCAUCACGCUCACCCCUUCCCGCAGUUUCUCCAGGCUCCCCUCUGUACGUAUAGGGCAGCUUCAGCAGUUGGGGACGGGGUUGAUGGCAGAACCCAGCAGCGAUGAGUGGUUGUACCGGACCCUGCGGAGAGUGGCGGGCACAGCGGCCCAUCUUCUCAGCUUGGGUUUCCCUGUAGUCAUCGCGCUGGUCUCGAAGCCGGGCAGCAGUUUAUUUUCUUGGCAUCCAUUCCUGAUGGCUGUUGCUUUUUCCUUCAUUAUGACUCAAGCCAUUCUGCUGUUCUCUCCAGAGACUUCCCUUAUUAUGUCUUACUCAAGGAAAAUCAAAGUUCGAGCCCACUGGUUGUUGCAAGGGAUGGCCACAUUGUGUGCUGUUCUGGGUUUGACCAUUAUUAGCUUUAACAAAUACCUGAAUGACAAACCACAUUUUACCAGCUGGCAUGGUCUGGUUGGUCUGAUAACCGUCCUUUACAUUUGUAUGCAAUGCAUCGGUGGAAUUUCACUUCUAUACCCCAAAAUGAUGAAGAACUGGUCCCUAUCCAAAAUGAAAGUCUAUCAUGCUACUUCAGGAUUGGUUGGCUACCUGCUGGGCUGCACCAGUCUACUGCUGGGCAUGUGUUCAACAUGGUUCACUGAGACAGUGACUGGUAUUAAUUGGUACCUCGCAGUCUGCUUCCCAGUCCUGUUGGCAUUGGUCCUCAUGAAUCAGAUGUCUAAUGCCUACCUGAAGAAAAAGAGGAUGCAGCCGUGACGAACCUUUCUGUGUAAUCUGUCAGUGCUCAGCAAUGACCUGGAUUUCAACCUAUCUGAAAGUUUACUUCAGUGGAACGGUCAAGAAAACAACUUGAGCCAUUACACAAAGACCAAUCAUCAAUGCAGGUGAUUGAUGUCAAAGUGGGCACAGAUCAAUAUAAGGUCUAAACUUUGAGAUUGGACUCCAGUUUAAAGAAUUUACUAAUUCAUGCUGGAAGCUUGGAAAGCAAAUCUCAACAUUGAUUUUCCAGCUUGCUCAAUUAACAUUAUCUGCCACUUUUUAGGGUCUAAGUUUAACCUAUAAUGAAAUGUCCCUGUGUGUUCCUCCUUUGCAAGUCAGCACUGCAGUGAGUAGUGCUGCAUUUUGGUUGUAGUGUACAGUCGAUGUUCCUUUUGCUUACUGAUUGAGAUUCAAGGAAAUAUUCGUCAAAAUAGAAGCAAGCUAUGUACAUGUAAGCCACAAAUAAAGUGAAGCUGUGUACAAAUCAACAUUUCCAUUACUAGGGAUUGCUUUAAACCAAUCAUGCUUAAUCCUAUAGUUGCUUGUGACCUUGUUUCAUGUCUGAUGAUAUUCCUUAUCCCAAGUUAUCCCAACCUCCCUUAAUUCUCUCCUAUGUAGAAUUUACAAUGAAAGGGAUGGCAACCCACAGUCUUGUUAAUAAUUUGUUUGUUUAUUGAUGUAGAUGCAAUUUUAAUUGUGUUGUUUUCUUCUCAACUUGCAGAUUCCAAAUCAAUUAUUUUGUAAAUAUUUAAUGUUAUUACUUCCUACAUGCGUGUAUCUGUGUGUUCCUGCAGUAUUGCGUGAAUAUCUCAUCUUUCAUUUAUUGAGAGAUUUCUUUAUUACUGAUUGCACAUUGUUUGCAUUGAGGAUGAUGGCUUGGAAAGCAUCUAUAUGAUCAAGACCCUUUCUCAGUUAUCACUACCUCAGGCUGUUCUGUACUCAACAGGGUGAGCUUCAAUGUGCAGGGGACUAAUGGACAAGUUCAGAGUUGCCAACUGCACUUAAUAUUUAAUUUAUUAAAGUAAAUGACCAGACUAUAUAUAAACAGUGUAUAACAGACAAUUAAUGUGAUACUGCCUGAUGUCCUGACCAAUUUCAUUCCCAAAUAUAUUGUCCCAGCUACAAAUAAGAUCUUGGGGUCUAUUCAAUUAUCUUCAGCUUCAACAAUCAAUUUAGAAAUUACUUUAUGGUGAGAGAAUCCCUGGCAGAGUAUACUGUGAUCCUGGGUAUGGACAAGUGUCCUUGUGACUUUGUGCCAUAAACAGAACUACUCAAGCAGACAUGAGAUUCUUCCUGUACAGUAUUGUCACCCAGGCUCUCCUUGUUACUUUUGUCUGACUGAAGCAACUAGAGGCUGGGUUGUGGUCUUAGACUUAAGAGACCAAAGGAUUUGAUAGACAUAGACUAUUACUUUAAACAAAGGAUGAUGUGUCAUUGAAAUCAAACUCAAAAGGAAAACUUUAAUGAGCUCCAGACUUUCUUUAAACUCUGAGAAUAUCUCUAGGGACUGAAGAGAAUUACUGUUGGCAGACUGAUGAUGAAAAAUGUUUGUAUUCUAAGGGCCAGUCCUGCCAUACUUGGAUGACAAAGGAUAGUCUUACAAUUAAAACAAAACAGCAAAUUAAAUGAACUCCAACAAUAAUCAAGCACCAUGUGCUUUUUUCCUGAAUAAGCCCACAAAGCUUUGUUUGUUUGUGUUUGUAAUUCUUAAAAGUUCAAUAUUGGUGUCUGAGAUGUAUCCUGUUAUUUGUAUCACACUUAAGAUGGUGCUAGAAGCCUGUAAGAUUUAGAUCUGUCUGCUUGACUAAGAUUUUAUUCCUGAUCAUUGUGUAUCUGAAUUCAAUUGGUUUACUGAAGCUGUACUGAGCCAUUCAGUCAGUGCCUUUCAGCUAUGUAUAAACAAAAUAAAUGACCACCUGUCAUAUAUUGUA
Messenger RNA from Chiloscyllium plagiosum (whitespotted bambooshark), 2698 nucleotides. RefSeq names its product cytochrome b561 family, member D2 (gene cyb561d2). The record is from RefSeq and is a predicted model, not a curated record. Lineage: Eukaryota; Metazoa; Chordata; Chondrichthyes; Orectolobiformes; Hemiscylliidae. Gene Ontology annotation, molecular function: transmembrane monodehydroascorbate reductase activity. Gene Ontology annotation, cellular component: endoplasmic reticulum.